CAUGAUCAUAAAUUCCACUGUAAAGGAACCUCUCAGACCAGAUGCUGGCAAAGAUGAGUGCUCUCUCUGUUUCCAGUGACACCCACAACAACUCCUUCCUCAACAUGCCCACCAUCAAGUUUACCAAGCUCUUCAUCAAUGGAAAUUUUGUUGAUUCCAUAUCAGGGAGGACAUUUGAGACUAUAGAUCCAAGAACAGAAGAGGUAAUUGCAAGAGUGAGUGAGGGAGACAGAGAAGACAUUGAUGUUGCUGUUGCAGCAGCACGUGAAGCGUUCGACCGAGGUCCAUGGCCUCGCAUGGCUGCCUCUGAGAGGGCAAAGAUAAUGAUGAAAUGGGCCGACCUAAUUGAAGAAAACAUAGAAGAAGUAGCAGCAUUAGAUACCAUGGAUGCUGGAAAGUUGUAUUAUUCCAACAAGUUUGGAGAAAUUCCAGCAGCAGCAAAUCUUCUGCGUUACUAUGCAGGAGCUGCUGAUAAAAUUCACGGCGAAGUACUAAGAGUGAACGGAAAUUUCCAUGCAUAUACACUGAUGGAACCGAUUGGUGUUGUGGGACACAUAAUUCCCUGGAAUGCACCCAGUCACUCAUUUUUCAUCAAGGUUAGCCCUUCCUUAGCAGCAGGCUGCACCAUGGUCCUCAAGCCUGCCGAACAAACACCUCUCUCUGCUUUGUUCUAUGCUCAUCUUGCUAAGCUCGCUGGAAUCCCAGAUGGAGUGCUGAAUGUAGUACCCGGAUUUGGCCCAACUGCUGGUGCAGCAAUAAGCUCGCACAUGGAAAUUGAUGCGGUCAGUUUUACUGGUUCAGUUGAAGUAGGGCGCGAAGUGAUGCAAGCUGCUGCUAGGAGCAAUUUAAAACCAGUUUCACUUGAAUUAGGAGGCAAGUCUCCUCUCAUUAUUUUCGAUGAUGCUGAUAUAGACCAGGCAGUGGAGCUUGCAAUCAUGGGCAUCAUGUAUAACAAGGGAGAAGUUUGUGUUGGUAGUUCUCGCGUGUAUGUCCAGGAAGGGAUCUAUGAUGGAUUUGAAAAGAAAUUGGUGGAGAAGGCAAAAGCUUGGGUCGUUGGGGAUCCUUUUGAUCCCAAAUCGCAGCAAGGGCCUCAAGCUAGCAAGGACCAAUUCAAGAAAAUACUUUCCUAUAUUGAGCACGGAAAGAAAGAGGGUGCAAAACUUUUGACCGGAGGUAACAGAGUUGGCGAUAAAGGUUGCUACAUUGAACCCACAGUUUUCUCCAACGUAAAGGACGACAUGGUUAUAGCACAAGAGGAAAUAUUCGGCCCUGUAUUGGCAUUGAUGAAAUUUAAGACAAUAGAGGAAGCAAUUAAAAGUGCGAAUAAUACGAAGUACGGUUUAGCAGCAGGCAUUAUGACAAACAAUUUGGAUACAUCAAACACAAUGUCAAGAUCUAUUCGUGCAGGCAUUAUUUGGAUAAACUGCUAUUUCGUUGCGGGGAGUGAAGUUCCUUUUGGAGGGUACAAGAUGAGUGGAUUUGGAAGAGAUUUGGGCAUGGAGGCCCUUCACAAAUACUUGCAAAUUAAAUCUGUUGUUACACCUAUUCGCAAUUCUCCUUGGCUUUGAAUAAUUCAACACCCAUAUGUCUGUCUCUUUCUAUUUUCGCAAUAAGUUAUGCUUUAACUCCUUAUGUAAUGUCAUUUAGAAAAAACACUUUGUUUCUUCUAUUAUCAACUAUAUAUGAAUGCUUCUUUUUGUU
This is a messenger RNA of Vigna umbellata (rice bean), 1701 nucleotides long. Its product is annotated as aldehyde dehydrogenase family 2 member C4-like. The record is from RefSeq and is a predicted model, not a curated record. Gene Ontology annotation, molecular function: oxidoreductase activity, acting on the aldehyde or oxo group of donors, NAD or NADP as acceptor. NCBI's taxonomy places the organism in Eukaryota, Viridiplantae, Streptophyta, Magnoliopsida, Fabales, Fabaceae.